Molecule: messenger RNA, 670 nt
Organism: Chrysoperla carnea
Lineage: Eukaryota; Metazoa; Arthropoda; Insecta; Neuroptera; Chrysopidae
Gene: ND-B18
Product: NADH dehydrogenase [ubiquinone] 1 beta subcomplex subunit 7
Exons: 3
Coding region: 93-446 (117 amino acids)
Cellular component (GO): mitochondrion
Source: RefSeq, a predicted model, not a curated record
UAUAGAAUCAUACAAUCAAAUAUUAUUUAUGGUUAAAAGUCAUAUUCAGUCAUUACCCAAAGACAAAAUAUUUAUACAAAAAUAUUAUCAAAAUGGGUAAUGCAUGGGGACUAUAUGCACAUCCAGAACUUACUCCCAGCCCUUUAAAGGAAAGUGAAUUUCCUCCAGACUUAGGUUUCACACAGGCUCGCAAACCCAGAGUAAUGAUUGCAACCAAGGAACAAUUAGAAUCAGCUAAAAUUGCGUUGGAAGAUCGUGAUUAUUGUGCUCAUUUAUUACUAGAAUACCGUGGUUGUCGAACUCGAGUUUGGCCAUUCGCUUAUAAAUGCCAUCAUGAGAAGCAUAAUUAUUUAAAUUGCGAAUAUGAUGAUUAUGUUUUGCGUAUGAAAGAAUUCGAACGAGAAAGGCGUUUACUUCAACGUCAAGCCCAAGCUGCACAAGGUUAAACACACGUUUACAAGUGUUGUUCUGUUUUAGAUACAUUAAUAAAUUAGUGGAAAAAAAAAAUUAGUUAUUGUAUAUAAAUUUUUCAAAAUAAAAGAAUUAUCUGUUCUUUGGUCAUGCAAUUUUUUCUUAUACAUAUUCGAAAUAUAAUACUGUAGCAAAUUUUGACAAAGGUAAAGUUUUAAAAAUCAAAUUAUAAUGAACAAUAAAAACUGUAUUUAUUAAA